AUGAGUGACGAUGACUUUUUCCAAGAUAAAGGCAGCAACUCGUUACAGUACAUCAAAUGCAAGACCAGCACAAAAAUUGAUGACAUUUUGAAGAGGCGAAGAAAUAAGUUAAUCAACGGAGGGAACGGAAAACAAAAGGAACACCACAGUGAAGGGAGCAGACAUGGAAAUGAUGAAAGGUAUCCAAAAUGGGGAGAAAAAAGUGACAGUGAUGACCGGAGGAGCAGUUACCAACUGGAGGAAGUGAAUAAAUAUUUAACAAAGCAUAGUCAUGUAAAUCUCCUGGAUGAUGAAGGAGAGUUCAAGUUGGGAAGGAAUUACACACAACAUAGAUACAGCCUAGGGAUGAAAAGUUUCGCAAAGGAUUCUAUUAAGGAUAUUUAUUCCUACGAUGAGAAAUUAAAAAAGGGGAACAUUAAAAGUUGCAUUAAUUUAUCAACCUUUGAUGAUACAAAAAGGAACCAAUUAGGAGCGUCCAAAUCGUUGGACCAUAUAAGCCAACAUGGAAGGGAAAAGAGUAGCAGUCUAUACUAUCAGCAUAAUGGAGAGGAAAACGUAAGUUAUGGAGAGGACACCAUGGGGGGUAAUUUAAAGAGCAUAUAUAAGACUCCUAGUACAGAGGUCCUUUUGAGAGAGAUAAGAAGCAAAGGGGAUGAGGAGGGUAGCAUUCUUCAGGAGGGUGAAGUUAUCGGGGGGGAAUAUCAUAAUGGUUAUGAUGAAAAUAGGGAAGAAAUUUUUGCUAACUUGAAUAAGAUUUACCCGAAUGAAGUAGAUUUAAAUAAAACCCCAAGUAAAAGCUUCUCGAGGAGCUAUUUCGAGUACUUAAAAUUCGAAACAGCUGGGAAAAUGAAUAUGAGCGAAUUGGAGACUCCCGCAAAUUUGAAGGAUGAAAAAGAGGAAGAAAGUACGAACACCCCAUUUAUUACGUAUUAUUUGGCUGGGAAGACAAGCAAAAAUGGGCUUGAGCAGGAGGGAAAUCAAGACUCUCCAUGUGAUGAUGAAAAAGGUGGAGUUGUCCCCCCUGGGAUGGAGGUUGAAAAGAGUAGUAGCGGUUAUUUGCCACCAAAGGAAGGGCAAAACAUACUUGAAGAAUUAACUUUGAAAGGGGAAAAGGACAAAAAAGGGGAUAACAAUUUUAUUACGGAGGAGGGAGUCGGUGUUGCUUCCCAUUUGAGUAGAUUUAAAAGUAUGGUCUCUAACCAAGGGGAUGACGCUCACUGUAGAAGCAGCUACAAAGGGGGGGGCGAGAGUGGGACCCUACUCAAGCUUGCCGGCUCGCAGAAGUACAACUUUGUAAAAACUGAAGCGGAAUAUAGUGACAUGUUGAGAGAAAAAAGUGGUCAGCAGGAAGUUCGAAAAGGUAGCGCAACCACUACUGGAAGGAUUGCAGAGAGUAGCAAUGUAAAUUUUUUGGGAAAAAUGGUCUCUAACAAUAACGUAAGUUUUAAUGAUAACAUUUUUUGGUCAAACCAAUUUCACAUAAUGAAUACGAAAUCGUUUCGGGACAACCUGUUCGUGGACUCCAAGCAGUGCGACAGGGAGAGCACCGUGCCGCUACAGAUGAUGAAGCAUAGAAGUGACGUGUUACCCCCAGGGUGUGAGUUGAGAAAAAGUCUGACUUUAAGAGACAUGCCGUUAGCUAAUUCAAUAGCGGAGAAACCAAGAGUCCAUGAGCUCUCCUCUGGGGUGGACGCCUUGCACAGGGGAGACCACAAUUAUGCCAUCCCAUGGAAUGACAAAGUAGAGACCCAUGAUGACAGAUCCUUUGGUGUAAGCAAGAACCAUUUGGUGGUUAACUCCAUGAUGGUGCAGAGGUCUCAAACGGGAAUUAACCAACUAGACGAGUUUGCAAUCCAUCGGAGUGCCAGUUUUGGGGAUAGAAAAAAAGUCACGGACUUGGUAAGUAAGUUGGAUAAGGACCCCCCCACAGAUGUGUAUGUCCGUGAAUACAGCAAAGGAUGUGAUAACCCUCCGUUUCGUUUUAAUUCUUUAAAAAGGAGCACUGUAAAGGUAGCCAGUCUUGAGGAAGACAAACGUAGCAGGUGGGGCAAAAGUGAGCAUAGCAGAAACGCUGGUGAUGAUUCCACAGAGGUGAAUAACAAUAUCAGUUACAAUAUCGAAAGGAGCUAUAACAAUAUGAACGAGCUGGAUGCGGAGGAGGGAAGACUAACCAGGAGAAGCGAUCCUUCCAACCAGAAAAACGGAAUCGUUUUCACCAAAUUGAGGAAUCUGAACAAACAUGGUGAUGAUGGGAGUAGUACUCUUCAAAACACACACAAGUACUCAAUCGAAGGAAGAGAAAAAAAAUAUUUCUCAAAUAGUUUUGAAAAUGUGUAUCUGAGGAGUAGUCAUUAUAACGAUGAGGGGGAGAGAAUGUCAAAUUAUGCGAGUGAGGUUAGGAAAAAAAAAACAUCACCGUAGAUGGGGAAUAGUGAAAAGGGGACUAUAAUGUACAGAAAUGUGGCCAGUAAUAACCCUAAUGGAGUUAUACUACCCACUGAUGGAAUGACAAAUGUACAGGUGGAUGAGCGCAAUGGAAUAAGAUUUUAUAGUGGUCCCUUGGUGGGGAGAGAAUUAGUUCCUGUGAGUAAUAAAAGCAGUGUGAACAAGUUAAGCGAGACAGCCGAUUUCGGGGGGAAAGAAAGCAGUGACUUGUCUGAAUCGAGAAACAACGACAACACGGUUAGGAUUAUAUCUAGCGAGGGUUACGUUUCUGACAGGAGGAGGGAAGUCAUCGACGGGCGUAACUUGAGGCAGUACUGGUUCGAUUACAUCAAUAGCAGCUUUGGUAGCGUCAAUGCGAAUGAAAUAAAGGGGUUGAUAUUUGGUAGUUCACAGGGGCGCACCGAUAGUAGCACAGCCAAUAAGCAGAUGGGACCCACAUCAAAUCAGACGCAACACUCUACGUGUGCAGUGCCAGGGGACAUCUCCAACAAUCGCAUUAGUGAAGACAUACUGGCAGAACUCAUCCGGGAAAAGAUAAAGGACAGCAUAAAUGACGUAGUUGAGAGGUUACUGAGUCAGAAAAAGAGUCCCGAUUUAGUAAGAAAGGAUCUUCUGAACGAAGUUGAAAAGGAGCCAAAUUUGAGUCAUGCAUUAGAGGGGUACUACAACGGGGGGAAAGACAGUGGACUGUGCUGCAGUGGCGGUGUGAAGUGUGAUGAGGGGGAAGCAGACGAGGAUGUCGAACCAGUUGAAGGGGUCGAAAGGGAGAUGAGAGAAAAAAAAAAUCUUGUUUGUAACAACGGAGUGACUAGAAUCACUGGGGAAGCACUAAGGGGGGAAGUCGAUCAGGAAAAGGGCAGCACGAAGGUAGAACGUUGCUCGGAAGAACAACGAGGAGAGGGACAUUCACCACAGGGAAGUCAACGCCUGGGAAGAGAAUCGAACAAAGAAACAGUCCAGCUGGAUGAAGAAGACAUGCUAGAAAUUGAGAAGCUGAAUAACCAUCUCAAAUUAAACAAAAUAAAAAAAUCAGUAAAUCUGCAAAAAGAAGACAAAGAAAAGAAUCAUGUGAAAUGGAAAAAUCUCCUUUACAAUUGUAUAGAUAUUAUUUACUUGUUGACGAAUGAAAAUAAUGCAAAAAAUAAAAAAAUGAAUUCCUUGUUAGGAGAAAUAAACAAGCUGAACGAUUAUGAGAAGAAGAUAGAGCAUCUGAAUGAAGAGAAUGAAAAACUGAAAAUACAAAUUUUGCAAAAGAACGAACUUGUGAAAAAAAAAGACAUCAAAGAAAGGACAAACUUAAAUUUGAAAAUCUCCGAACAAGGAAAAAAAAUUGCCAAUUAUGAGAAGGACAUUAACAUAUAUAAAAAUAAAGUCAACAAACUGAAUCACAAAAUAAGUAACAAGGAGAGCGAACUGGAUAAGUUGAAAAAGAAGUACCAUCUCGUUUUGGAUGAAAUUGAAAAGUGCAAACAGGAUGCUACCGCUACUUUGAAGCAGGUACUGAACAAAAAACACACCACCCUGGUCGAUAAGCAGUGUCAAGACAUUUCGAAAUAUUACGAGGUUGAGAUGUGCAUGCUUAACAAACAAGUUAGAAAUUUGAAGGACCUCCUUAAAAGUGAGACCAAGGAGAAAAUCAUGCUCAGCAAGAAGCUAAGCGAGUGCUCCGAGGGGAGCGUUCGGGGUGGGCUCCCCGGCGAGCAGUCCAAGGGGCAGUUCAGUGGGCAGUUCAGUGGGCAGUCCAAGGGGCAGUCCAAGGGGCAGUUCAAUGGGCAGUCCAAGGGGCAGUCCAAUUGGCACUCCAACGGGCACCCCAACGCUGAUUCGUGUGCCCAUUCGGGUGCACACUCCAACGAUGAUGAGGAUGGGGAGGAAAGCCACAGAAAGGCCGCCCCCCAAAAGGGUAACUCAACCCAGGAAGAAACGCGCGAACAAACGAAUGAAGGCACGUACAAAAAAAUGUGCCAAAACUUAUUCAACGAAAUGAAUGAAAUAAAAAAAAAUUUUGACAAUCAGAAAAUUUUGUAUGACCAAAAAAUUGAGCAACUCGAACAAAAGCAGGAGCUGCAAAAUAUUAAAAAUAAAUUGGACGCAUCCGAAAAAAUUGUAGAAGUGUACCAAAAUAUUUUUCGCGAAAAUGUGAAUUAUAUAAAAAAUGAUAACUUGCAAAAACGGGAUUUCAGUCAACCCAUGGGUGAGAUGCAUCCCCAAGGGGACGGGCAGAGUUACAGCCAUUUGCAAAGCGGUGAGAAGGAUAAUUUGACCAAAAAGUUGGAUGUCGUUAGCUUGGCUCGACACUCUAAUGGGGGGAGCAGCUACGACGACCUUGGCAAAUGCCCCGUUGCAUUGUCUAGGAAGGAUAACCCUAAUACUCAGAUGAAUGCCACAUUCACGUCUUGUAAUAUACCCGGGGCGUCUGCAGAAUUCACCAUGAGCAGGCUCCAAAUGGGAAGUGAGUCAGGGGGUGGCCACCUGCUGCCGCCCGGGGUUAAUAGUGCAGCUUGGGGAAGCGUUCCCUCGGGGAGCGGCAUUGGUGUGGUUAGCGGCAUUGGUGUGGUUAGCGGCAAUGGUAUGGUUAGCGGCAAUGGUGUGGUUAGCGGCAAUGGUAUGGUUGGCGGCAUCGGUAUGGCUAGCGGCAAUGGUAUGGUUGGCGGCAUCGGUAUGGCUAGCGGCAUCGGUAUGGCUAGCGGCAUCGGUAUGGCUAGCGGCAAUGACAUGGCUGGCAGCAUUGGCAUGGUUAGCGGCAUCGGUUCGGUGAGUGGUCUUGGCUUGGCGAGCGGCCUAGGGUCAGUCGGUCCGCGCAACCAGAACGAGACCACGCAGCACAACUACCUGAACGAGUUUGUAAAGAUGUACCUAGAAAACAACCCCAUCAGUGAAUCAAACAAAAACAACGGGUUCAAAAUUAGCGACCUCACAAAAUGGAAUCAAAGAUGUACAGAAAAUGUGCUCAACAAUGAACACAAAAUUAAUCACCUACAUGACAGCUUAAUGAAAUUUGAAAAGACAGAAUUGGUCAACAUAUUCAUAAGCAUAUGUAGUGAAUUAAAAAGUGACAAUAUUUUUUUCGUGAUCGAGUUUGUAAAAUUUUUGUCCUUCAUAGUGUAUGAACAGUUCCCGUUAUUCACGUCCUUCUUUUACAACGUCGCCUCGAUCAUUUCAAUAAAUUCUACCAAAUUUGAUGAAUACAUAAAUGUGAUCAAGAAAUGGAAGAGCCACUACGUGAAUGGGCAGAAAUAUUAUCUCUUCCGGAGAAGUGUGCUUUUCAUUUUUCAAGCAGAUUUGAAAGACGUCAGAAGGAGCGACAUCGACAGGGCUUGCUUGAACCUUGUCAGAAGUUUAUACCAGAAGAAUAUGGAGAUGUCCAAAUAUUCGAAUGACUCCUUCGAAAAGGCCGAAUACAUAAUCAACAAGCAUUCGAAGGAAAUCAUCAGCAAAGUCAUUAAGACGUACAUGAACCUCUACAGCAUUGACAAAAUCAGCAACAUCAUCCCGCACAUGAAUUCAAUAAACUCAAAGCUCAAAACGCAGUCCUACUUUGUCAGGUCCAUAUCGUCCUGCUUGAAUUUGAGCAAAACGGAUAAUUUUCAGGAGAUCGAGCGGAAAAUAAAAGAACUGGCGGCAACCAAGGGGAUUAACGAAAAGAUAAAGAACAGAAUAAACGUAGACGAAAUAGACGAAUAUUUGGCGGCGUACACAAUUAUGGGCACGCUGAAGAAGUACUUGAACGUUACCCUCACCCAGGACCUGUUGCCCUCCAUCUCAAAGAUGAUCCAGAAGAACAGGUCAUCUCAGUGA
Messenger RNA from Plasmodium cynomolgi strain B, 6243 nucleotides. RefSeq lists its product as hypothetical. The record is from RefSeq and is a predicted model, not a curated record. The transcript is spliced from 7 exons. Bases 2422 to 6243 code for a protein of 1273 amino acids. NCBI's taxonomy places the organism in Eukaryota, Apicomplexa, Aconoidasida, Haemosporida, Plasmodiidae.